UUCUAAAAAUCUUAUUUGCAGCGUUUGUCUGCCUUCUGCAUAUCAAAGUAUCCGUUCAUGGAUUCAACUCGCAAUUACAGAGUUCACAUGUGAAAUGCAUAGAGAGGGAGAGACAAGCACUCCUCACUUUCAAACAAAGUCUCCGAGAUUACCAUGCCAUGCUGUCCACGUGGAGAGACGAUGAAAAUAACAGAGAUUGUUGCAAAUGGGAAGGCAUUGAAUGUAACAACGAAACUGGUCACAUAGAGAUGCUUGGUCUUCGUGGUUCAACAUCGCAUUAUUUGUCAGGUUCAAUCAAUAUCACUUCGUUGUUUGAAUUGAAAAAUUUGGAAUAUUUGGAUCUCAGCUAUAAUGUUUUUUACGGAAGCCAAAUUCCAGUGUCCAUUGGCUCAUUUCAAAGGUUAAGAUAUCUCAAUCUAUCACAGUCAGGCCUUUCAGGGACAAUUCCUUAUGAACUACGAAAUCUGUCAAAAUUAGAGUAUCUUGAUCUUAAAAGUAAUGGUCUCGAUGGAGAAUUUCCUUCUCAAGUUGGAAAUCUCUCAGAUUUAGGUUAUCUUGAUCUUUCAGGAAAUUACUUUUCUGGUGCAAUCCCUCAUGAACUUGGAAAUUUGUCUCAUAUGAUGUAUCUCGAUCUUUCAGGAAAUUCACUUUCCGGAACACUCCCUUUCCAUGUCGGAAAUCUUCCGCUCUUGCGUUCUCUUAGACUUGAUGGCAGGUCCGGUCUUAAAAUAAAAGAUGAAAAUUGGUUAUCUUCUCUCUCAUCAUUAACAACUCUCAGUCUCCAUUCAUUUCCUUAUCUUGACUUCUCUCAUCCCUGGCUUCAAAUUAUCAGUGAGCAUCUUCCAAACUUACGAGAGUUGAGUCUAGUCAAAUGUGGUCUUUCAGAUUAUCAUAUUUCAUCUUUGUUUCCUUCUCAAUUCAACAUUUCCACUUCACUUUCCAUCCUUGAUCUCUCUUAUAAUAUACUGACGUCAUCAACAUUUCAGCUGUUGUCCAACUAUAGCCCUAAUCUCCAAGAGCUUCAUAUUUCUGACAAUAACAUUGUUUUGUCAUCUUCUCACUAUCCAAACUUUCCUUCUCUUGUGGUCCUUGAUCUCGCUACUAAUAAUCUAACUCAGGCAUCAAUACUUCAGUGGAAUUUCAACUUCAGCACCAAACUGCAAAAUCUUUACUUAGGAAAUUGCGGUCUCACUGAUAAAAAUUUUCUUGUGUCAUCUACUUCCAUUAAAGAUUCUCAUUAUCUUGUCACCCUUGAUCUCUCACUUAAUCUGUUGACAUCGGCUAUAUUUGACUGGGUUUUCAACUGCACCACGAAUCUACAAAGCCUUUCCCUUUAUGAUAACUUGAUAGAAGGUCCCAUUCCAUAUGCAUUUGGGAAAGUAAUGAACUCUCUUGAAGUUCUCAGACUUGGCACCAACAAACUGAAAGGCGAGAUUCCAGCUUCGCUUGGGAACAUAUGCACAUUAAAGAUAUUAUACCUUAAUAGUAACAGUUUGAGUGGGAAAAUUUCUAGCUUCAUUCAGAAUUCCUCAAGGUGCAACAGCCCUGCACUUGAGACGCUAGAUUUAUCUAAUAACUCGAUAAUUGGAAAAGUACCAGAAAGCAUUGGGUUGCUUCAUCAGUUGCAGUCUCUUCAUCUUGAGGAAAAUUAUUUGGAGGGCGAUAUCAAUGAAUUGCAUCUCACAAAUUUGUCCCAAUUGGUAAACUUAGACUUAUCAGACAACUCAUUGUCACUAACGUUCGGUACUACUUGGUUUCCGUCUUUCCAAUUAUUUAGCAUGACACUAGCUUCAUGCAAGUUGGGUCCAACCUUCCCAAGCUGGCUCCAAACUCAAAGUCAGCUAUACUUCCUUGAUAUUUCGGAUGCGGGGAUUGAUGACUUUGUACCAGAUUGGUUUUGGAACAAGUUACAGUUUAUAAAUGAGAUCAAUAUGUCUUACAACAGUCUCAAAGGCUCGAUUCCAAAUUUAACGAUGGAGUUUCUCUCGGAUGGUCCAAAUGCAAUAAUUCUAAAUUCAAAUAAUCUUGAAGGUGUAAUCCCUACAUUUUUGUCAUAUGCUCAAACGUUGGAUUUGUCAGGAAAUAAGUUUUCAGAUUUAAAUACAUUAUUGUGCAGAAAUAGAGUAACAAAAGGUAUCCGUACUUUGGAUUUAUCAAAUAAUCAAAUAACGGGACAACUGCCUGAGUGUUGGGAACAUCUAAGUUCAUUAGCAUUUCUUGAUCUAAGAAAUAAUAAAUUAUCUGGAAAGAUUCCACAGUCCAUGGGUACUCUUGUUCAGUUGGAGGCUCUGGUCCUACGAAACAACAAUUUUAGUGGAGAACUGCCACUCACAUUGAAGAAAUGUUCAAACUUAGCUUUACUAGACGUGAGUAAGAAUUUGUUGUCUGGUCCAGUACCUUCCUGGAUCGGGGAAAAUAUGCAACGAUUGAAAAUCCUGAGCUUGCGAGUAAAUAACUUCUUUGGAAGUGUUCCUGUACAACUCUGCUAUUUGAGUCAAAUUCAAGUCUUUGACCUCUCAAAGAAUAACUUGUCAGGUGAAAUACCAACAUGUUUCAGAAAUUUUACCACAUUGAUGGAAAGGAGCGUAAUCCCGAGGGAAAUUGUAAGGAGACGAAAAAUUUCGCCAGAAGAAUCUUAUGGAGAUAUUUAUGACUCUUACUUGUUGUUGGCGUGGAAAGGUCAGGAUCGUGAGUUUUGGAAUCCAGAGAAUCUUCUUAAGAGCAUUGACCUCUCAAGUAACAAUUUAACAGGUGAAGUACCUAAAGAGAUUGGAUAUUUAGUUGGAUUGAUUUCUUUGAAUUUAUCAAGAAACAACUUUCGUGGUGAAAUUCCUACAGAGAUUGGGAAUUUAAGUUUGCUGGAAUUCCUAGACUUAUCAAGAAAUAAUUUGUCAGGCAGUAUUCCUUCCACUCUUUCCAACAUUGAUCGUCUUGGUGUGUUAGACUUAUCAAACAACAAUCUCAGUGGAAGAAUCCCAAGAGGAAGACAUUUUGAAACCUUUGGUGGCUCUUGUUUUGAAGGAAAUAUUAAUCUUUGUCGAGAGCAACUCAACAAAAGUUGUCCAGGAGAUGAGACAAUACAAGAAACUCAACAACCAACAAUCGUUGGAGAGAAGAAUUCAAAUUUCUAUGGAGCAUUAUACAUGAGCUUGGGGCUAGGUUUCUUUGCAGGCUUUUGGGGCUUAUUAGGAUCAAUGCUACUUUGGCAACCAUGGAGAAUUGCUUACAUGAGAUUCUUGAACAGACUGAUAGACUAUGUACUUGUAAUGGUUGAAUUGAACUUUACCAAGUGUCAUAGGUGGCUCAAAGGAUAGUAGAAUUUGCAGUUUACGGAAGAUAACGAAAGCUGCAUGGAUUACUGGAGUAGGUAUUGAGGUUGAACAAACUUGCUUAUUUCAUUGUCUUCUAUUGUGUAGUGCAAGCGUAACUUUUCUUAUUUCUUUUUAUAAUGUUAACGUUUUGCAUUCAUCUUAAAUAAUGAUUCCAUCUUCAAAUUGACUACCCACAUUUAUAAGUGUCAGCAUUUAUGGAAACAAAAACAAGUUUGGUUGCAAUAAUGAAUAAGAGAGUUU
Messenger RNA from Vigna angularis (adzuki bean), 3572 nucleotides. RefSeq names its product receptor-like protein EIX1. Lineage: Eukaryota; Viridiplantae; Streptophyta; Magnoliopsida; Fabales; Fabaceae. The transcript has 2 exons. The record is from RefSeq and is a predicted model, not a curated record. Gene Ontology annotation, molecular function: protein binding. The coding region runs from base 159 to 3314 and encodes 1051 amino acids.